CGACUGUUGACGGGGAUCCACUCUAGCAGUGCUUGUUCCUCCCUCAUGCUUAGUGCUAUGCCUACACCUGCCAGUCCACGAGAACUGGCCAUCGGGUCACCAGAUACACGGAGGGUGUAUCUCGUUGGCUGUACGUUUUGCCGAGGUGAGGUCGAGUGAAUGACCACACUGGAAUCCUGUAUGCGUGUUUCGGAGACACAGCAUACAUCAAUGGAAAGAGACUCUAGGGUUUUAGCCAAGGAAGCCUGCUGACCGAUUUGACAUAGAGUGCGUACGUUGAAGGCUCCAAUGUGUAGUUUGGAGCGAGGUUUCAGUAGACCUGGGACAGGGUUUUGAGCACUAGAAUCGUUGGCUAUGGUGACACUUGAGGAGGAAGCCGAAAGAGGAAGUUUAGAGUGGAAAGUCGAUGUAGGAGGAAUAAUAGGAAUUGAAGAGGAAGGUUGAUUAUGAAUACAGUGGUCUCGAGUGCUGUUAGAGGUAUGAGGGCGGUUAUCACUUCCCGGUUGCCCACACCGAGGAAGGGUUCUUCUGGAGGUACCUGAAAAGGAAAUUGAUUAGAGGUGGUCUCAGUGACCUGAGAGCGUGACCGCAGUCCCCAAGGGACAACUGCUUGAGGCCGGUCGCGCACGGCCUUUUCGUGGGAGGUUUUUGACGUGUUAGCUCCGUUCUUCAAAGGGCCUUACCGCCGGAGACGGAAAUCCGUGAGGUAAGGUGAGGUGUGCAUUUUUAGGGUCGACCUUUGCUAACCCCACCCCUCCUUGUGGGAAGACAGCAUCGCUGUCAUGCUGGUUGUCUGAAGGAAACACCUUACUGCUGUCACACUUCUGUACAGUCAACAGUACGACUUCGCCUUCGGACCUUGGGUUUGUUGCUUUUAGUCUUACCGCUCUUCAACCGACCUGUCUGACAUGGUAGGACCUUGAGGAACGGUUGUUCCAGCUAGUAUAGCUCGGUUGCUUCAUCACGAUAGGCAAGCCCAACCACCACGUCAAGGUAGCAACAACGGUCGGGGUACUCAAUUCAAUCAUAACGGGUCCUUUUAAUGUGGCUUUUCUGCGUCCAGUGAGGCUCAAGCUAAUGCAUGCUCUUAUUAGGGCACGGUCAGUUUCUCAACAUGUAUUCCAGAAAGAGCGGCGGUCUUUUACCGAUGACUGAUGGCAAUAUGGUCUAUUUAAGUCUACCAUCGGUUUGGUGCAGGGGUCUCUCAUUAUGCUUAAAAUUAGUGAUCGUAAGAAACUGAACCAGACUACCAAGAUACGCACCUGAGACGAGUACUAUGUCUGAGCGUUUAGCUUUUGAAGGAAUUCAGAAAGCUUUCUGUAAAAUUCAUCUUUCACUUCACCCGGGCUGCAAUCAUUUUGGGCGUUGGCAGAAAUGACGCAAAGGCAUUGACGUAUAUACCUAUCCUUCCGAGUUCUUACGGAGCCGUUCGUCCGAACAGCACAUAGGCGACUGUUAACAUUGAUCCAUUCUAGAAGUAUUUCUUCUGCCCUCAUACCUAGUACUAUACCUACACUCACCAGUCCACGAGGACUUUCCGUCGAGUCGCCAGAUAAACGGAGGGUGUAUCCCGUUGGCUCCCUGUUUUAACUAGGUGAAGUUAUGUGUGUGACCACACUAGGAUCCUGUAUGUGUGUUCCGGAGACACAACAUACAUCAAUCAUACGAGAUUCUACGAUCUUAGCUGAGGAGACCUGCUGGCCGAUUUGACAUAAAGUACGUACGUUGAAGACUUUAAUGUGUGGUUUUGAGCGAGGUUUCAGUAGACUUAGGACGGUACUUCGCGCAAUAGAAUCGUUGGCCAUGGUGACAUCUGAGGAGGAAGUUUAUAGUUGAUAGUCGAGAUAGGAGGAAUAGUAGGAAUUGAGGAGGGAAAUUGACUAUGAAUACGGUGAUCUUGAGUCCUGUUAGAGAUAUGAGGGUGGUUAUCACUUCCCGGUUGCUCACACCGUGGAAGGGCUCUUCUCAAGGUAUCUGAAAAGGAACUUGGAUUAGAGGUGGUCUCAGUGACCUGAGAGCGUGACCGCAGUGCCCAAGGGACAACUGUUUAAGGCCGGUCACACACGACCAUUUUGUGAGUAAUUUUUGUUCUAGCUCCGUACUCGUUGAGACGGAGACGGAUAUUCGUGAGAUAAGACGAGGUAUACAUCUUUAUGAUUGACCUUUUCUAACCCAACUCUUCCUUUGUGGGAAAGUAGCACCGCCAUCACGCUGGUUGUCUGAGGGAAACAACUUACUGCCGUUACACCUCUACGGUCAGCAGUACGACUUCGCCCUCGGACAUUAGAUUUGCUACUUUUAGUCUUGCUGUCCCUCAGCCGAUCUGCUUGGCAUGUUAGGAUCUUAAAGAACGAUUGUUCCAGCCAGUAUAAACUGGUUGGACCAUCGCGACAGUCUACCAAGAGACAGUAAAGAUUUUUUUAAAUGAUAUAUUAUACUGCUGGGACUUUUAAUUUGGAGUUUAGAUUCUCGCAUCAUAACUGAUAUCAGUUCAUGAUGAAUACUCUUACUCCCAUUAGUAAUUCUCAACCCUGUUUCGAUAGACUCCUCGUUACGCUGAGUUUGUUUACACUUAUACUAUUGGCUCAGUGGUAUAGCUCUUCUGUAUUUUAAUUUUUUGGAUAUCUUCGUUCAUAAUGAUGGCUAACUUGCCACAUCACUAAUAUUUCAGUGUUAUCUGUAUAACUUAUAGGUUAAUAUAGCGCCUAGUUAUAAUUAGACAAUUUCAGGAAGUAUUUCACUCAAUCUUUCCUCUAAAUGACCCAAUGGAGAUACAUAGUCAGUUUGUCCUGAGAAGCAGGUACACUAUAAUAUACAAACUCAUGUGUGACUCUAUUGGUAUUUUUUUUAUUCUCUACUAACCGUCGCACAACGUAACACAAUUCACUAAUUUACUUCCGAUUACUAUUUCAUUUAUUCACUUUAUUUUGAGAUGCCGUCGUCUGAAAAUAACUAUCCAGGAGCUGCUAGUCUAAUUCAGGAUAUUGGAAGUUCGUUGUGAUUGGUGGCCCAACGAUCUUUUGUAGAAAAAAUGGCGAUUAUUGUACGAGGAGGUCGUGUGUUUAUUGGAUUUCUUCGAAUAAUUGACCAGUUCGGCAACGUCGUCCUUCAUAAUGCUGUGGAACGUAUUCAUGUGGCGAAAAAAUUCUGUGACGUUCCCCAGGGAAUACUUUUAAUUAGAGGUGAAAAUAUUACAAUUAUCGGGGAACUGAAUCCGGAAAUAAACAUCGACGAGAAGCUAGAAAGAGUUUCAGAAGAAGAGAUUUAUAAGCUCCAGCAAGAACAGACAGCCUCGCGCAAAGAACUAGCCAAGAAGCGAGCUGAACUAUUCGCGAUACGUGGAUUAGGUUUUCCAGACUUCUUAGAUAUAAUUGACGACACAUAAUCGUUGCACAUUUUCUACCAUGCUCAUUAAGUUGUCGCAAGUUGCAUAGUUUGUGUCAAUAAUUGAUAAUAAAACAUUGCUUAAAUCAAUUAUACAUAUGCUUAUGAAUAAUAUCCAUAUUUAUGCAGAAAUUUGUUAUACGAAAAAUAUCUUUCAAAUAAUAAAUUAGUACAGUAGUUUUUGUGACUAAAUGACUCCAAGUAGUGAUAUUACAUCAGUUUAGGAUACUUGCAAUAAAUUAAAUGUCUUUGGAAUUGGCAAAAAUACUGCUUAC
Schistosoma haematobium is the source of this 3659-nucleotide messenger RNA. Its product is annotated as SM protein, variant 3. The transcript is spliced from 3 exons. The record is from RefSeq and is a predicted model, not a curated record. NCBI's taxonomy places the organism in Eukaryota, Metazoa, Platyhelminthes, Trematoda, Strigeidida, Schistosomatidae. Gene Ontology annotation, biological process: deadenylation-dependent decapping of nuclear-transcribed mRNA. Gene Ontology annotation, cellular component: P-body; Lsm1-7-Pat1 complex. Bases 3032 to 3385 code for a protein of 117 amino acids. Gene Ontology annotation, molecular function: RNA cap binding.